Messenger RNA from Fraxinus pennsylvanica, 312 nucleotides. The record is from the annotation of a GenBank genome assembly. Lineage: Eukaryota; Viridiplantae; Streptophyta; Magnoliopsida; Lamiales; Oleaceae.
AUGAAGGCCGUGGUUGUUCUCUUUAUUGCCUCUUUACUGAUCCUGGGAACUUGCCAGGCACAUGCACAAACUUUCCCUAUGAAAAAUCGUCACCUUUUAAGCGAUAUAAAUGGAAAGCGUGUUGCAGCAAACAAAGGAUAUUCUCAAGGAACAGAACGAAGUACUAAAAUGAACCUCGACUCGAGCAAAAGAGUUAAAACCGAGGCUCAUAAUGACGAUGAUGAUGACGAUACAAGUUCUGGAUCAGAUAAUCAUCGCUAUUUCCCAGACCAGGAUAGACCUACUCGCAGCCCGCCGCGUCACCAGCUUUAG